Rhineura floridana is the source of this 7338-nucleotide messenger RNA. RefSeq names its product PLAG1 zinc finger (gene PLAG1). The record is from RefSeq and is a predicted model, not a curated record. The transcript is spliced from 5 exons. Gene Ontology annotation, molecular function: RNA polymerase II cis-regulatory region sequence-specific DNA binding; DNA-binding transcription factor activity; histone deacetylase binding. Gene Ontology annotation, biological process: cell fate commitment; regulation of transcription by RNA polymerase II. Bases 895 to 2400 code for a protein of 501 amino acids. Lineage: Eukaryota; Metazoa; Chordata; Lepidosauria; Squamata; Rhineuridae. Gene Ontology annotation, cellular component: cytoplasm; nucleus.
UCACCUCAGCCACCGCGAGGAAAGCCGACUCGCGCGCUAAAGACUCGUCUCCAAUUCGAAAGACGUCAGCACCUUGGGCAGCCGCCUUAUAAAUGGCGCAGCCUACCCCGUUUCUGGUCCCGCAGCCCGGUCGAAACUGACAACCACAGCGUCCAAUCACUCUCUCCUGAGUUCUUUGAAGGACAGUUGUGAGCCCGCCACCAUCCGGCCAAUCCGCGCUCGGUUACUCCCGGUCAUUCCUGGAGCGGCAUUUCCUCCUACCAACAGGGCAAGCCGGGAGCACCGAAGGUACCGCCUCUAGGGUGCGGCUAGAGGACUGAGUGACAGGGGGAGGUGUCCAACCCGCGGCGCGUGUGGGCGGCAGGCCGUGUGGGCGCGGCGUGUGCGGCAGGCUGAGCUGCACCGCAGCGCAUACACUACAAUGGCUGCUGGAAAGAGGGGAAAGCAAACAAUUUCCAGGCCCGCCGCGUCCAGCCCGAAAUAUGGGGAAAAAAUUACAGAAAAAUCGGUGAACCCUGUAAAAGGCGGGAAGAAGGCGCUGAGGGGAUGCUGAGGCUCCCGCGAUGUGAGUGCUGCAAGGGCAUGAGGCUUCACCUUCUUCAUAGUGAUGCCCACGUUGUGGAACUUUGCCAGACAAGGUAGACCUGGCCUCAUCUCAACUAGAUUUCUCUUGAUCAGCAAAAAUGGGAAGCACUGGAUUCUGGUUUACUCCUAGACAUGUCAGUGGAACUGGUUAAGACCAAAUUCUGAAGGUUUUUCUUCGUUAUCCAUCACCAGUCCCCUUUUGCUUUCUUUAACGACCACAUGAAACUUGAGAAGCCAUCUAAAGCUAAAUCAUUUAGUGGAGUUGGGCAAUUCCCAAGUGUCCAACAAGAAGGCCUGGUUUAGGCUGCGAUGGCCACUGUCAUUCCUGGUGAUUUGUCAGAAGUAAGAGAUACCCAGAAAGUCCCUUCAGGGAAACGUAAGCGUGGUGAAUCCAAACCAAGAAAAAACUUUCCUUGCCAACUGUGUGACAAGGCCUUUAACAGUGUUGAGAAAUUAAAGGUUCACUCAUACUCUCACACAGGAGAGAGGCCCUACAAGUGCACACAACAAGACUGCACCAAGGCCUUUGUUUCUAAGUACAAAUUACUAAGGCAUAUGGCUACUCAUUCUCCUGAGAAAACCCACAAGUGUAAUUAUUGUGAGAAAAUGUUUCAUCGAAAAGAUCACCUAAAGAAUCACCUGCAUACACAUAAUCCCAAUAAAGAGGCCUUUAAGUGUGAAGAAUGUGGAAAGAACUACAACACAAAACUUGGGUUUAAGCGUCACCUGGCUUUGCAUGCUGCAACAAGUGGUGACCUCACCUGUAAAGUAUGUUUGCAGACAUUUGAAAGCACAGGGGUGUUGCUGGAGCACUUAAAAACUCAUGCAGGCAAAUCAUCGGGUGGAGUGAAGGAGAAAAAGCAUCAGUGUGAACAUUGUGAUCGUCGGUUUUACACCCGAAAGGAUGUACGAAGACACAUGGUAGUGCACACUGGAAGAAAGGACUUCCUCUGUCAGUAUUGCGCACAGAGAUUUGGCCGGAAGGAUCACCUAACACGGCAUAUGAAGAAAAGUCACAACCAAGAACUUCUGAAGGUCAAAACAGAGCCAAUGGAUCUUUUAGACCCAUUUACUUGUAAUGUUUCUGUGCCUAUAAAGGAUGAACUACUUCCAGUGAUGUCUUUAUCUUCCAGUGAACUGACAUCGAAGCAAUUUACAAACACUUUGCAAUUAAAUCUCUACAAUACUCAAAUUCAGUCCAUGCAGAGUUCAGCAUCUGCACACCAAAUGGUUGCCACAUCACUACCUUUAGGAAUGCCUUGUCCAAUAGAUAUUGAAUCUGUCCAUCCUUCUCACCAACUCUCUCUAAAAUACCCACUCAGUUCUACCUCAUAUACAGUUUCUAUGACUGAUAAAGAACAGCCAUUGAAAGGGGAAAUUGAAAGUUACUUAAUGGAACUGCAAAGUGGUAUGCCUUCUUUAUCCCAAGAUUCUCAAGCAUCUUCAUCUAAAUUGGGGUUGGAUCCUCAAGUAGGGCCACUAGAUGAUGGAUCUGAGGACGUUUCCCUUUCCAAAAGUUCUGUUUCUAUUAGUGAACCUCUAAGCACCCCAUCACUGGACUUUUCUCAGUUAUUCAAUUUUAUACCAGUAAAUGGACCUCCUUUUAAUCCUUCUGUUUCUGUGGGAAAUCUUGGAAUGAGUUACACACAAGAGGAAGCACAUUCAUCUAUGACUCAGCUUCCUCAACAGGCACAAGAUCCCCAUGACCCUGGUAAUGGUAUAAGUCUUGGGUCUUUACAUUCAUUGUCAGCAGCUUUCACAAGCAGUUUAAACACAACCACAACCUUACCACGUUUUCAUCAAGCUUUCCAGUAGGAUGAAAAACGCCUUGUGACAAGUUUAUUUGUAGAAAUGCCUUAGAUUACUUUUAUUAAUGUAGUGCCUACUUUGUCAUUUGUAAAUCUACUUUUGUACAGUACAAAUCUCAUUAAGCCAGUAUGAAAUUCAAAUUAACUCUUAAAAUAUUUUGAAUGGGUUCAUGCACAGUUGUUUACUUUUGUUUUUUAAAGUCUCUGUAUUAAUUCUCACUGCCAAUAGACCCACAGUUAAAAAGAAAGAAAACCAUUCCCACUAAAAGUUAUAUAUUCUUUGUUGAAAAUUUCAUUAAGAUUUGAUAAUUCUCUUUGUCAAUGACAUGGUGGCUAUUUUAAUAGUUUCAAGAAUAGAAACAAAGCAUUAAUGUUAAUAACUGCUAAGUUUGUGAAAAAAUCAGAAAACCUUUGCCUUGUUCAUGACCUGAAAAUAAUGAUUUAUAAAUAAGGAAAUGUUUAACUCUUUUAUAUGGAAAAGGGUACAGCUUUUACGUGUAGUCUUCUUAAAAGAUCUGAAGGACCUACCACUUUUGCUUAAAUAACUUCACAAGUAUAGAGAGGAAGAAACCUCCCACUUAAGUGCAAUUACAAAAUUGUAUAAUUUGGCAAGAAAAGUAUGCCUAUUGGCAAGUUUUGAAAGACACAGAAUUUAAGAGCUGGCCUUGAAAUAGAUAUAUUGGGUUGUAUCCUAUGCUUUCUACUCACUGACAAAAGAAAUCCAUCAGCACAAUAGGGAAGGGUGGCAAUUCCCCCUCCCUCUGCAUUCCCCCAGCCCCCCUGAAACCUGCUCUGGAUCUUGCAGAGCAGAUUUAAGGGGAAUAUGGGGGCCGUAGGGAAAGAAGGAAUGGCUAAAUAAGUCUCCCUCCCCUGUUCUGCUAAUUCUUUCAGUAAGCAGGCAGAAAGCAUUGAAUAAAUCCCAUUUUAACUUCACCUUUUCUAUAUAUAUCCUUCUUUUUUAGAUGUCUCAUCAAAAAGAUGGGGUCAAGUCCAGCCAGAAAGGUGCAUAUGUUGUCAAUUUGAUGUUUAGUUUGCAGUCAGAAAAUGAAUGUAAACUCAAAUACAUUUUUUCAUAUUUUCUUUGGAGCGAAACUCUUGAGUUGUAUUUUAUGGUGUGUCAUGUCACCUUAAGUAACAACGUAGAUGGUAAUCACACUUACCACACCUGAGUAUUUGGCUAGUGAUUUUUCUCACUGCCAAGAAUUAAUAACAGGACUCUUAGGAGUGAAGUAAAAGCAUAUUGCUUAUGCCACUUUUACCUAAUAUACAAGGGGGGUUAGGAAAAUUAACAUCAAAAUGGCUACUCAUGCUGUAUGUCAACUUGCUGUUCAUUUUCAAAAUGCCCUCAUAUUCCUUACCCCUUAUAACCAAAAGAGGGGAAAACUGUGAUAUAUACAUGCAAAAUGUAGUUUUGCUAUAACUUGGUAACAUUCUGUUCCUUUGUCAUUUGUAGGAGAAUUUUUCAAAAUGCAUAUCUAUCUCCAAUCAUUUCUGUAGAUGAAUCCAAGGUUUUAAGUGGUUGAUACAAAUAUACUUCACAGAAACAAAAGUUGCUCCCAUUAAGGAGCUUUGGCUCCCAAUAUUUGUAUCAUUAGUUCCUACUUUUUUAUCGUAGGAACAAUAUGCAGGUGUGAUUUUACUAUUUUAUACUGAUGUAUUUAAAUUUUAUUACUGAAUGAUAACUUUUUAUAAAUGUUUAUGUUCCAAAGGCAUUAAAAAGGAGUGUAUUAAUAAGGAAAAUACCGUUUCAAAAUACUGCAAGCUGCUCCAAUAUGCUGGGAGAAGACUUUCUCAAAGUAGAUUUUAGCUCUGCUGCAUGAUUGCUUCCUUUAGUUUCUGUGAAACAGAUUGCUUAAAUAUAUCUUUAGUGGAAUGACUUUUUCAAUAUUGCUUUCCAGCCUUUUAGCACCAUCAUUUUAAGGGGGAAAAACAUAUCAAAAGAAAAUUGGAAAUAAAGUUACUUCAUGUGCAAAUUGCAAAAGAAGUAGAAAUUUCCUUGAUUUUUUUUUAAUAGAAAGGACAGAAAUGCUCCCUCUUCAAAGGAGGUCUUUUUGUGCUGUUUUGGUAUUUUCAACAUCUCUCCAAAUGACACCUGAGGGCAUGGCCUUGUCUGUCCUCACCCCCCCAUACACACACACACAGCAGUUUUGUGUAUUACUGGGAAACACCAGUAGAUGACUAUUUGGAAAAAAGCUGUUCACUCAUUUCAAAAGUGAGUUGAAUUAGUUUUAACUUUUCAUUUUCUAAUAGAGGUGUACCACUACAUUGCUUAUGGUGUUUGAUCGGGUUGGUAUGUACAAAGCAUGCUACAACAAUGUUAUCUGUUUUCAUUGUUAGUUGCUGGUUAACUUGAUUUUUUAUUUUUUUUAAAAAACUAGUUUUUCCAGUACUCCUUAGUAUAUAUGAAGGCUCCAUGUUGUUAUGGCAGUUCCUUCAGUUGUAAGCUGGGUUUAAUUAGAGAGACAGGUGCACUUCAAAUUGUAGUAGUAGGGACCUUGGACAAGAUAUUGAACGUCAUUCAGUUAGUACUUUAGCAGAUGACUACACUUUGUGCUUAUGUUACUGAAGUAAGAUGUAUGAGUAUAUGGAAGCAGAAUGACAGUGUAGGCAAUAUUUACACAUUAGUGCUUUAUGACUAUCAUUUAGGCAAAGUCAUUGUUGGCAACUUUAAAAUGUCAAAUUUAAAGCCUAUUUUGUAGUUACCAGGUUAAUUCUUAAGAGUGGAGUAUGGUGUGUGCUGGCUGAUCAUGCACCAUACUUUGUACAACUUUUAAACUUCUGCUAUGGAUUUUAAAAAUACUAUAUAUAUAUAAUUUGCUUGUGUUUUAUUAGUAGUGAAUUGUGGAAUAGAGUGAUUUAUUCAUUUGGCAGUAAAGGUUUUCAGAAACCAUAUACUGACUAAAACAUGAGCCAGACCUGAUUGCUUUAUUAAGCUAAUAAUGAAUGUUAAGAGUACAUAUUUUCAGGAUCCUUUGCCUAGUGAGCGCUAUGUAUUGUAGGCUGUUUUGUUGUUGUUUUUUAACUAAAGCUCGAACAACUUCUGUUACACAUAAUACAAGAUAUAGCACUUUCAAAAAGAAAACCUAAACCUUAUAAAAGAGAUUUUCUUACAGGUUAUACUUUCUAUUAUAAAAAACUUUUAUUAUAAUUUUUCAAGUGCCAUUAGAUGACAUAUGUGGGCCUUUGGUAUAAUGCUUUGGGUACAAAAUAGUAAACAUUGUAACUUUUAACAGGUACAUCUUGAAGUGUUUUCGUAUCAAUUUGCUAUAUUGCACAGAACCAAUGUGUCUUUUUAAAGGGUUUUUACAGUGGAUUCCUAGGUUUACAUGUUUCUAACUAUGCCGUCUUCUACUGCCAUUUAAUACAAGCCCAAAUAUUGAAUAGUCAACAACAGUUAAGUGUAUACUCUGAAAUCCUAGAGAUUGCAGUUGUGUGCCUAUUAAUGCUAAGUCCCAUACAUUUCAAUGGGAAUUGCAUGUGUAAAUUAGGCACAGGAGCACAGAUUUACAGCUCAGUCCUAUGUGUGUUUUACUCGGAAGACCCACUGAAUUCAAUGGAAUUUACUUCUAAGUAAGUGUGAAGGUUACAAUCUUACACACAACAUUUAAUAUGCAGUAUUUUAAAGAUAGGAUGUCCUACCAUAGCUAUGCUGCUGUUGGAAUUCAACAUAGGGUUGAUCCUGUGCCUGUUAAUAUAAAGAGAAGGAUUAAGCUCUUAAUUAUUUGUCUCAUACACUGGUUUAGCAGCUUAAAAUGACGUGCCUCUUAGUAAUAAAAUCUAUACAUUGUUUGCUAUGAAGUAUACCAUGUAGGUUCAGCUGCCUAUCUGCAGCAAACAAUGAAAACAGCCACCUAUUUGACAUUAUUGAGGAAGACAAUUUAAAGUGAUCUUUUAGUGGUCAAAAAAGAGUGUUUAUGGUCCCUUAACUCUGAAAGGGUGGUGGUGUGUUGAAAGGCCAUGUUUUUUUAGAAGUAUUUAACCCUAAAAUUGACACAACUAUUGCUAACUGCAUGCAAACACUCUUCAAUAUCAGCUUCAGUGGUACAGUUGAACCAGAAUGAAUGUUCAUCUUCUCAGAAACACUUCUGCAAAUAUAUUGUAAUGGAUCAUGCUGCUAAUAUAACUUGGGAUUCAACUCUUCUCAUGGUGCUACAGAUCUCCCUGUCUCAUUCAGACUGAUGUAUUUUUAUCCAUAGAGAAAGGCCUAUACUAGAUUUAUAGAUGUAUGAUAUAUUUUUAUACUGUGACAAUUUGUCAUUAAUGAAUUUUGUACACCACCAUGUAUUCAUAUGCACUUGCAAAAGGAGAAACUUGGACAUGCAAAUUUAUACCCAAAUAAGCCUAUUCUCAAAAAUAAAAGAUGAUAAAUGAAAGGGGGCUUUUGAUGUGGUGUGAAGUGAAGAAUGUGCUUGUUUUUAAGAGCCCUUUGAAUAUUAACAAACUGGGAAACAAUAUAAAAAGAAUGACACCCAAACCUGACUUGGAUUUCUGAAACUUAUAUUUUUAGAUAGUGAGAAAUGUUUGGACUUGUGUGCUAAAAUGUUUUAAUGAGACAGAUUUUGAGUCAAAAUAGAAAAAUGCAUUCCAGAUUGAAUUUGUGUACUUCAUUUAAAAUUACUAUCCUGCGAUAUGGGAAAUUGAGUUGCUUAUCAUGUAUAUGUACUUUAAAAUGUAUUCACAAACUACUGUUGUAUUUGUAUAAAAUAUAGACAAAAGAUUACAUAUAUAUUUUUGUGUAUAAGCUCUGUAAAAUAGCUAUCACAUUAUGAAGCUGCAGCAGAAAUUCAUUUUAGACAUUCAUAUCCAAAGAAACAGACUAUUUAUUGUCCACAUACCCUGAUAAAAAUAUAACUUGCUGCUAUUAAACAAUAGAGCUGCAGCUUCUUGUGGCCUACAGUGUUAUGUUUGCUGUACAAAAAUAUGUGAACUUCACAAAAUAUCAAUA